AAAUAAUGAUAGCUUCUUCCACCUCCACUCUCCGUUUCCAACUCGCCGUCUUCUACCGCAUACCCAAAUCUCCAAAGGCCUCAUACGAACCUGCCUCCGAGCCUCAGCCUCGGAAAUUCAGGCCCAGCCCUCAGCUAAACCGAUGGUCCCGUGCCCGGUCCUUGCGCUCCGGCCGGAAAUUCGACCGGACCGGCCAACAUUCACAACAACUCGACCCAAACCCUCCUCUUCAGCUCAAAGAGCAAGUCUCGCCGGAGCAAAAAGAUACCACUUUAACGGCGAGUAACGGCGGUGCUGACGUGGACUUGACGGCCGGGAAGUCGAUUUAUAUGGUUUCCGACGGAACUGGCUGGACGGUGGAACACUCCGUCGGCGCAGCUUUGGGCCAAUUCGAGCAUUGCUUGGUCGAUCGGAACUGCGCUGUGAAUACCCAUUUGUUCUCUGGGAUUGAUGACGUGGGGCAGUUGAUGGAGAUUAUAAAGCAAGCAGCUAAGGAAGGAGCUUUGGUGGUGUACACAUUAGCUGACCCAUCAAUGGCUGAGUCUGCUAAACAAGCUUGUGAAAUUUGGGGGAUACCCAACAUUGAUAUGUUAGGUCCAAUUACACAGUCCAUAGCUUCACAUUUGAAUGUGUCACCUUCUGGGGGUCCCAGGAGGUACCCUCUUACAGAUGAGUAUUUUCGGAGGAUCGAGGCAAUUGAGUUUACUAUCAAGCAGGAUGAUGGGGCAUUGCCCCAGAACUUGCACAAGGCUGACAUUGUGCUUGCAGGGGUUUCGAGAACGGGGAAGACCCCGUUGUCGAUUUAUUUGUCACAGAAGGGGUACAAGGUGGCUAAUGUGCCUAUUGUGAUGGGGGUUCCUUUGCCAAAGGCUCUUUUUGAGAUCGACCCUGAGAAGGUUUUUGGCUUGACUAUUAAUCCUGUGGUGUUGCACACGAUUAGGAGGGCGAGGGCUAAGAGUUUGGGGUUUGGUGAUGGAGUGAGGAGUAACUACUCUGAGAUGGAUCAUGUCCGAGAGGAGCUUGAGUUUGCGCGAAAGAUUCUUGCACAAAAUCCUGUCUGGCCAGUAAUCGAAGUGACAGGCAAAGCAGUAGAAGAAACUGCAGCUGUUGUGUUGAGGCUUUAUCAUGACAGGAAGAACAAGUGCUCGAUGCCAAGAAUAUCGAAACGUUACUGAUAAGUCAUUCUGCUAGAUUAUGCAGUGGUAAAUAUGUAUAUCAUGCAUAUAUAUACUAUCUAUUUGUCUAGCCAAGAGCUUUCUGAAAAUGUGUUGCCACUUUUUAGGUGUAGAUUAGGGACAAGUCAGAUCUCUUUCGCUUGCGUACUUAUAUACCUGUAAAGCAUGUAUAUGUAAACACACAUGUAUUGAAAUAUAGAAUGCUAGCUGUCAUUGUAAACUGUAUGCCAGUCACCAUUUGCAUUUU
This is a messenger RNA of Fragaria vesca subsp. vesca, 1422 nucleotides long. Its product is annotated as pyruvate, phosphate dikinase regulatory protein 1, chloroplastic-like. NCBI's taxonomy places the organism in Eukaryota, Viridiplantae, Streptophyta, Magnoliopsida, Rosales, Rosaceae. Bases 6 to 1175 code for a protein of 389 amino acids. Gene Ontology annotation, molecular function: ATP binding; transferase activity, transferring phosphorus-containing groups. The transcript is spliced from 3 exons. The record is from RefSeq and is a predicted model, not a curated record.